This is a messenger RNA of Centropristis striata (black sea bass), 4597 nucleotides long. Its product is annotated as integrin alpha-M-like. The record is from RefSeq and is a predicted model, not a curated record. Bases 167 to 3580 code for a protein of 1137 amino acids. NCBI's taxonomy places the organism in Eukaryota, Metazoa, Chordata, Actinopteri, Perciformes, Serranidae. Gene Ontology annotation, biological process: cell-cell adhesion; cell adhesion mediated by integrin; integrin-mediated signaling pathway. Gene Ontology annotation, cellular component: integrin complex; external side of plasma membrane. The transcript is spliced from 30 exons. Gene Ontology annotation, molecular function: integrin binding.
UAGCUCCGAGCAGACACCUUAUAAAUUCUGCAUUUUGCUUUCGACAUCCCCCUCCUUGACAGUUUCUGUGGUAGAAAAAGUCACUAGGUCGUCUGAAAGCACAAAUAAAUGUCUAUGAGCUCAGAGAAUACAUCAGGCUUGUAGUAUUUUCCAUGGGAGCAUCACAAUGGGCCGGAUAAUUACUACAGCAAUAUAUUUGUCAGUGUUAACAGCUGCACUUUGUUUUAAUAUCGAUCCCGUGGCUUGGAAAACCCUGACUAACCCUGCUGAAGGUUUUGGAUACCAGGUGGUGCAGAGACGAUUAGACCUGCUGGUUAGUGCUCCUCUUGCACAGUAUUCACAAGGAAGAAAGGGGCAAAUAUUUAGAUGCUCUACCAACGGAGGCUGCAGAGAAGUUUCAGUUCCACUGCCAGCGUAUGCAGUGAACAUGUCUCUUGGUAUGACGAUGGCAAGUGAUCCUACUACACUUAACACUGUGGCAUGUGGCCCAACCAUCCCAAAGGACUGCAGAAGUAUCACCAUGUACAGUGGUAUGUGCAUGGAGAUAGACAGUUUUGACAGAGUUACAGGUCCUGUCCCUUCUUCUGCAAAAGAGUGCCAAUCAGCAGACAUUGCAUUUCUGUUGGAUGGUUCCGGUAGUGUAUCCCCACUGGAUUUUCUAACAAUGAAGACCUUUAUGAAAAAUCUGAUCCGCUCACUCCUGCCAGUAGAUACAAAGUUUGCUAUUGCCCAGUACUCCUACAAUCCCAAAGUCCAUUAUUACUUUGAUAAUUUUCCCUCUGGAUCUUGGGAGACUGCAGUUGAUAACAUUGGGCAACUCCAGGGCGCAACGUACACAGCCGCAGCCAUCAAAUAUGUCGUGCAAAAUGUUUUCACAUCAUCAAGAGGUUCCAGGUCAAAUGUGAAGAAGGUCUUGAUAGUCAUUACCGAUGGAGCAUCCAAUGACCGGGAUGAAUUGAGCUCUGCAGCAAACUUAGCUGAGAGGAAAAGGAUUGUUCGGUUCGCUAUCGGAGUGGGGGACGCAUUUAGAGAUCCAAAUGCAAAAAAUGAACUGGACACGAUUGCAUCUGAUCCCAAAGCUAACCAAGUGUUUCGGGUGCAGAACUUUCAGGCUCUUGAAAGAAUAAGGGAGAAUUUGCAGGCCAAAAUCUUCUCUAUUGAAGGAUCACAAACAAGUGGAGAGUCGCUGAAAAUGGAAAUGGCACAAGAGGGAUUCAGUGCAGUAUAUGUGCCAGGGGGAAUUCAGAUGGGUAUUGUUGGUGCUAAUGUGUGGAAGGGAGGCUACCUGAAAUACCAGAUGAGGCCAAAUGCGCAGAAGAUGGACUCCUAUGAGCCUGACAUAGAGUCUGACAGUUAUGCGGGAUACUCCAUGGCAGUUGGGAAUACGAGGCGAGGCAUGUUGACAAUUGUUGGUGCUCCAAGAUAUAAACACAGAGGAGCUGUGAUGGUAGUUUCCCAACACCAGCAUCGGAAAACGAUCGAUCCCGAUCCAUGGCAGUCUCAGAGCGGUGAAUAUUUUGGGGCUGUUGUUUGUGCGAUGGACGUGGAUGAUGACAGCUACACUGACAUAAUCCUCAUAUCUGCCCCAAUGUUCGUGGACUCUGAUAGAGAGGGAAGAGUUUACGCUUGCAGCUUAUCUGGUUUGAAUGUCGAGUGCCACUUAGAUGAUUCUCCAUUAAUAUUGAAAGGGGAUGCCUAUGACAAAGCAAGGUUUGGGUCUUCUCUUGCUGUGCUGCCCGACCUUAACACGGAUGGUCUCAAAGACUUGGCGGUUGGAGCCCCUUUGGAAAAUGACGGGCAAGGCAGCAUCUACAUAUUCCAUGGCGAAGGAGCAAGAAUUAGUUCAGCAUAUUCACAGAGAAUUGCUGGCUCUGAAGUCCGACCAGGACUGAAGUUUUUUGGCAUAUCAAUCAGUCAGACAUCUUUUGACCAAAGUAUGGACAGUCUGCCUGACCUGGCGGUGGGUUCGAAGGGUGCAGUUGUUUUACUCCGAUCAAAGCCUAUCGUAAUGGUAGAAGCUACAGUGGUGUUCAGCCCAAACCAAAUCCCUACCAGCUCAGACUGCUCAUCAGCAUUGGAAUUCCAAGCUAACAUCUGCUUUAUCAUGACCAGACACUCUUCAGUGAACAACGUUCAAGCAAGGGUUACAUAUAAUUUAACUCUGGACGCCACGCGCAAAGUGCCAAACAACCGAGCUUAUAUGACUACGAAACAACAACGAGAGAUUCCUGGAGCAGUUAAUCUUGACUUUGCACGACGACCUAAGUGCCACCAGGUGAUUUUCAAUGUUGAGGCUUGCACGGAUGAUGCUCUCAAUGCACUUUCCAAUGAACUCAGAUUCUCCUUUGAUGGUUUGCCUUGGGACCAAAAUCUGCGUCCGAGUCUAGCGCUUCAGGCACAGACAUCAACUUUUCAUCCUUUAGGGUUCCAGAUCAACUGCGGCAUGGACAACAAAUGUGUAGAUAACCUGAAAGUGGAUUUCAGCUUUACCAGUUCCUCAGAGGUCAAAGUGGGCAUUGAUGAACUGUUGGAUGUCACCGUCUCAGUGGAGAACAGAGAGGAAGACUCCUACAACAGCAAGGUCAUUCUCACAUACCCAGCCGGACUCUCCUACAGGAAGUUUACCAUCCUGCAGGGAAGAAUCGAGUGCAACUCCUUGGACAGUGAAGACGGCUUAUCGCGAGGAAGGACAGAUUGCAGUGUUGACAAGCCUAUAUUCAAGAGCAACGCAAAGGUUUUGUUCAUUGUCUCCUAUGGGAUUAAAACCAAUAGUCAACUGGACAAAAGCAUCUUUAUCACUGCAAAUGCUACCAGUGGGAAUCUGGAGCACUCCACCUCAAGCCAACUCUACAAAAUCAAAGAGAUUGAUGUCAAGUACAGCAUUUUUGCUACAAUUGAAAGUACCCUCAGCUACAGCAAUUUCACUUUCGGAAAGAAUGAUUUGCAGAAACCAGUCCAACAAUCAGUUGUGCUUACAAAUGACAACAGAGCACUAAAUUUCACUGUGGUGAUAAUGGUGCCAAUGAAGCUCGGUGACAAAGACAUCUGGAGCGAUUCGAGCAGUUUUGAGAUUCCGGAUUGCCAAAGAGACGGAGAAGAUAAAAAGCCUAAAGUCACUGAUUUUGUUGAUGAGAUACAGAAAAAUAAGUUAGUGGACUGCUCUGUAGCCUGGUGCGCAGUGUUCAAGUGCAGCAGGUUCAUGGAAAGACUGGAGCGGAAAGAGUACAAAAUCUCUGCCAACAUUAGUUCUAGAUGGAUAGAGCAGAUCAGACUUCAAUCUGCCAAAUUCCUCUUGACCAGCACAGCCAGUCUGGAGUACAACAGAAAUCAGUACAUCUUUGUUUCUUCUGCAUCUAAUAACAACCCUCCUGUUCGUAAGAUUGAGGCAAUAGUAGAAGUGUAUUCUGAACCAGACUUUACCAAAGAGAUUGUUGGAGGAUCUCUGGGAGGGUUGGCUCUACUGGCGCUACUCACUGCCGCCUUGUACAAGGCUGGAUUUUUCAAGAGUAAAUACAAGUCAAUGAUGAACGAAGAAGCAGCGGAUCCAGGGGCUGAAGGAGACGCUCCCCCACCAGAAUAACAAUAGUGGAUGUCACACAGACACGGGCUAUCUCAAGAUUCAAUACAUUGGCCAGCUGAUAGCAGAAGAACGUUAUUAUUAUUAUUAUUAUUAUACUUGUACUUUUUAGCUUUUUAGGAAUUCAAAUGUUUUGUAUUGUAGAAAUAUUUGCACCGCAACAGUGAAAUCAGAUUUGCUCAUUCAGUCACUAUUGCCGAUUCCAAAGAGUUUUACCUCUUCAGGCCCGUAACAUGAUUCUAAUAAAUAGUGUGAUCAGGGAAAAAUCACUCACAGUUUGAACUGCUAACAUCCCACACAUGCACGUGUGAUAAAAUAUGGAAAGUAGAGAGCGGUGGAGAUCUCUUUCCAACUUUUAAAACUGAAGACUUUUUUGCUUGCCACUGCUUUUCAGUUCUCGUCUAAAGAUGCCGCAUUUUUUUCCUAAAAAACACGAUGCCGGUUGUGCCGCUGCCACAUAGGGCAAUACUGCAAUGAGGCGAUGAACUAAUAUUUUCCUUAAUAAUCAGUGGAAGAGAGAAUCUCCUGUUGAGUGGUAGAGAUAAACAAUCAUUUUUAAUAUUGUACUGUCAUUUCUAUUUGAUAUAUUUUUUUAAUAUUUUAUCUUCUCAUUUACAAUUCUAAAAUGUUAUAUGUAUAUGUCAUUUUAUAUAUGUCUCUUUCUAAUACUUUUAAUGUUUGUGAAAAGCACUUUGAAUUCCCUUGUUGUUGAAAGGUGAUAUACAAAUAAACUUGCCUUGCCUUAAUCUACAGGAAGUAGCCAAUUUGUGGUCUGCAAGCUGUGCAUGUUAAUUUGCAGAAUCUGUUGUAUGAUGAAAACAAACCAGUUUCAUCACAUGGAUUCUGGUUUUCAUCAGAUAUUGAAAUGUAAAAAUGCUGAAAUUAAAUCUAGUUAAGUAUUCAGAUUUUAUGCUAAGAGACACUUUUUUAUGCUUCAUAGAUAUUAUAUAUGUGAUUAAAAAUGCUUUUCAUUUGUCUUAUUAAUAUAAGAUCUUUUGAGUCAUCAUCACAGUUUAUGUA